AUCCAGUUAACCGAUUGUUUCCCAUCAGCUGCUAAGCGGAUAGAAGAGCCAAACUGAAUGCUGCACUUUCGCCUUUAAAGAGAAAAACACAAAUCAACGCAAUUAUUUUGUGCUGCGGAGCAUUUAACCAGGCCUCAAACUGACUGACAUCAGCAUGGGCAUUGAGAGUCAGGGCCCGAGUCGCCCUGCAGGAAACCUGAUGCCACGGCAGGUCAAGACCUUUCAAAGUGUGGAGCCCAAAGCUCUGGGGUCCAUUCAGAUCAUCAUUGCCGUGCUGUGCUUGUGUCUGAGCAUCACCAUUCUUCAGCUCUACGAAGAGAUCCACUUCUCUCCUGACGUCAUUGUUGUAAUUGUGAUUGUUGUUCAGCUGUUUGUGUCUGGAUCCAUUUUAAUCCAUGCUGGAAGAUUCCCAUCUCUAUUCUGGGUGAGUACAAGUUCAGAGUUGCAGAACCAAUAAAUCUACCUGCCUACUAACUAUAAACCCACCCAACAGUUGACUAAAUCAGUGUUUCUUAAAUUUGUUGUGCCUGUUAAAGAUUUUCCUGAAGGAUUUGUGCUUUACUUUGAAUUGAGUUUGUUUUACUUUGCAUGUCGUUGUGCUUGUCUUUUUUUACAUGAUUAUUUAUGCAUUUAUGUUUUUAAUUGGCAUUUGUAUUUUUGUUUUGUUUUGUUUUUGUGUUUCAUUAUGUUUUGCUUAGCAUUUUGUUUAGUUUUCUUUAGCUUAGGUUUUAGCUGUUAGCUGUGUUUUUGUUUGCUUAGCUCUUUUUCUGUUUUGCUGUUUUCUUUUUCUUUUAUUUUGUUUUGUAUUUUGUUUUAUU
Molecule: messenger RNA, 818 nt
Organism: Danio rerio (zebrafish)
Lineage: Eukaryota; Metazoa; Chordata; Actinopteri; Cypriniformes; Danionidae
Source: RefSeq, marked predicted